Onychostoma macrolepis is the source of this 409-nucleotide messenger RNA. Its product is annotated as histone H2B. Gene Ontology annotation, cellular component: nucleosome. Gene Ontology annotation, molecular function: protein heterodimerization activity; structural constituent of chromatin; DNA binding. Lineage: Eukaryota; Metazoa; Chordata; Actinopteri; Cypriniformes; Cyprinidae. The coding region runs from base 11 to 385 and encodes 124 amino acids. The record is from RefSeq and is a predicted model, not a curated record. The transcript has a single exon.
AGUGAGCGUCAUGCCUGAACCCGCGAAGUCCGCGCCCAAAAAGGGCUCAAAGAAGGCCGUCACUAAGACCGCCGGUAAAGGAGGAAAGAAGCGCAGAAAGUCCAGGAAGGAGAGCUAUGCUAUCUACGUGUAUAAAGUGCUGAAGCAGGUUCAUCCUGACACCGGGAUCUCUUCUAAGGCGAUGGGCAUCAUGAACUCUUUCGUCAACGACAUCUUCGAGCGCAUCGCCGGUGAAUCGUCUCGUCUCGCUCACUACAACAAGCGCUCCACCAUCACAUCGAGAGAGAUCCAGACCGCCGUGCGUCUGCUGCUGCCCGGGGAACUGGCCAAACACGCCGUGUCUGAGGGCACCAAGGCUGUCACCAAAUACACCAGCUCGAAGUAAAGAUCGUCUGAUCUGAUCAGCGAC